Molecule: messenger RNA, 987 nt
Organism: Theobroma cacao (cacao)
Lineage: Eukaryota; Viridiplantae; Streptophyta; Magnoliopsida; Malvales; Malvaceae
Product: chlorophyll a-b binding protein 21, chloroplastic
Biological process (GO): photosynthesis, light harvesting
Cellular component (GO): membrane
Source: RefSeq, a predicted model, not a curated record
CAACUGACCGUUCCAAUCACUCUCGAACUUAAACCUCCACCACCCAUUACCAACAAAUCUCUCAUUUUACAAUGGCCGCCGCAACCAUGGCUCUCUCUUCCCCGUCCUUCGCCGGAAAGGCACUGAAGUUCUCUCCAUCCACCCCUGAAAUCCAGGGCAGUGGCCGUGUUUCCAUGAGGAAAACCGGCACCAAGCCUCCCUCUGGGAGUCCAUGGUACGGCCCAGACAGAGUUUUGUACUUGGGCCCACUCUCUGGUGAUCCUCCAUCCUACUUGACCGGAGAGUUCCCCGGUGACUACGGUUGGGACACUGCUGGGCUCUCUGCUGACCCAGAGACCUUCGCCAGGAACCGUGAGCUCGAAGUCAUCCACUGCAGAUGGGCCAUGUUGGGAGCUCUUGGAUGUGUUUUCCCUGAGCUUCUGGCCAGGAAUGGAGUCAAGUUCGGUGAGGCCGUGUGGUUCAAGGCUGGAUCUCAGAUCUUCAGCGAGGGUGGACUCGACUACUUGGGCAACCCAAGCUUGAUCCACGCUCAAAGCAUCUUGGCCAUCUGGGCCUGCCAAGUUGUCUUGAUGGGAGCUGUCGAGGGCUACCGCAUUGCUGGUGGACCCCUCGGUGAGGUGACUGACCCAUUGUACCCAGGUGGCAGCUUCGACCCAUUGGGUCUUGCUGAUGACCCAGAGGCAUUCGCUGAGCUCAAGGUUAAGGAGAUCAAGAACGGCAGAUUGGCUAUGUUCUCAAUGUUCGGAUUCUUCGUCCAGGCCAUCGUCACCGGAAAGGGACCGUUGGAGAACUUGGCUGACCACCUUGCUGACCCUGUCAACAACAAUGCCUGGGCCUAUGCCACCAACUUUGUCCCCGGAAAGUGAGCUCAGAGAGAAAGAGGGAUUUGUCAUUUUCGUGUUCUUUCUUGGUGUGAUGUAAAUUUAUUGCAAAUCAAUCAGAGCAUGAUAUGAAUUUUGCGUGCUCAAAGUGCAUUUUGUCUGCCUA